Molecule: messenger RNA, 723 nt
Organism: Eimeria tenella
Lineage: Eukaryota; Apicomplexa; Conoidasida; Eucoccidiorida; Eimeriidae
Exons: 2
Source: RefSeq, a predicted model, not a curated record
CUGACGCGGCUGCCCUUGUGGUGCGCCGACGUGGUGGAGAGGCGGGCCUUACUAAGAGAUGCAAAGCGGAGGCUGCAGCAGUUUAAGCAGCAGCAGCAGCAGCAGCAACAGCAGCUUCUGCAGCAACAGCAGCAACAACAGCUUCUGCAGCAGCAGCAACAACAACAGCUUCUGCAGCAUCAGCAGCAGCAGCAGAACUUGCAACAGCAAGAGCGAGCAGAAGACAGCGUUGCAGAUGCCUAUGUGGAAUCAUCGCUGCAGCAGCAGCAGCAGCAGCAGCAGCAACAGCAGCAGCAACAGCAAACGCAGAAAGCUGGGCAACAGGCGCACAAACAGCAGGUCGAACCGCAGCAGCAACAGCAGCAGCGGGAGCACGGGAUGGAGCAGCAGCAGCAAUUGGAGCAGCAGCGGCAGCAGCAGCAACGCGAGCAGCAGCAGCAGCAGCAGCAGAUGCAGCAAAGCCCUUGGGCAGCUUGCGUUAGCGGCCCGAAUCGGCAACAGAGCGAUCAACAGCAGCAGCAGGACCAGCAGCAGCAGCUGAUGCCGACGCAGCAGCAGCAAGAGCUGCAGCAGCUGCUGCAGCAGCAGCAACGGGGAUCCCCUUCUGUUUGGUUUGCCUUUGGGCCCCCGCAGCAGCACAGAGGCAUUGCUGCUGCUGUUCGCACUUGCAGAGAUCUCUCGCGAAUUGCUGUUGAGGACCUGUUGCUGCUGCUGCUGCCGUAG